This is a messenger RNA of Leguminivora glycinivorella, 2383 nucleotides long. RefSeq lists its product as uncharacterized. The coding region runs from base 347 to 1306 and encodes 319 amino acids. The transcript is spliced from 4 exons. The record is from RefSeq and is a predicted model, not a curated record. NCBI's taxonomy places the organism in Eukaryota, Metazoa, Arthropoda, Insecta, Lepidoptera, Tortricidae.
AAGACGCUAAACACUUUUUGUUUUCCUAAAACUAUUAUUUGUUGAUUGUGAGUUAAUCAGCGAAUGUUAAUAAUUAAAAGUGCUAACAUAAGAUGUAUUCGACAACAUCUGAAGAUUUGAGCCGGGAUCAUUUGGCUCUGCAAGUAACGGAUUGUCUAAAGAAAAUUGUGAAGAACCAACAAACCGUAACUCAACUACACAAGGAAUUAGUAGAGAUAGACCUUUCCUUUACUGCAUACAUUGAGGAAAGUAAGAAUCGCCUACAAAACCAUCGUUUAAACCUUGCACGUCAGGCUAAAAGUUCUCAAGAAGUGGUCGAAAUACUCUCUGAAAAAUAACUCAAACAAUGUCAAACUCUCCAGCUACUCCUCGCAAGCAAAACAAUAUUACCAAAUACAAACUAAAAACAUGUAAAGAAGACAAUAACAAUGCAACCAAUAAGUUUACAGAGCGCCAGCAAGCUCGCACUUUCAUUUCAUGGUUCAAACGCAUGAUUGACCAUGAGCGACAGAACUUCGGCUUGUAUCUAUCAGAUGAUGCGAUCCUCGAGUGGUUUGGCAGAACAAUAAAAACUAGAAAGAAAGUUCAAUCAUUCCUGAGAUAUGACAUGCAGUGCUCCCUCCACGAUUUUACAACUGUUGAAAGCAUAGAUAAGGUCCAAUUGAGGCAUGAAAGAAUUAUCAAUAAGAGAAAGGAUGAUACAGUUCUAGCUAGUCCUCUACAUUCACCUGAGCUUAUAAGCUGCAAGACAUCAGCUAAGAAAAGGUUGCUCAGAUCUACCUGUAACAGCCCUGAAUGGGCAGAAGGUUGUCAGUCUGAUGAUAAAAGUACUGAAAGAAAAAGGCUAAAGAGCAGACAUAUUGAAUCUCUGCACGAUGACCAACAUAACAGCUUAAAACGAGGCCACCCAGAUGAUGUCAGUAGCAAAGGAGAUGGCAUUGCAGAAAGAAGGCCGAAACAAAAGUGUAUUGCUGUCACACCACCUAACCACGAGCUUGGUCAAGGUGAUUGCCUACCCUCUACAAGUGGUAACACUGCUUCACAUGAAGCUCUCAAUGCUCAGCUGCCAAAACUUGCUGUAGAAUGCAACGGGUACAUAGAGUUCACUAGAACUAGAAACAACCGCAGUACAGACUGCAUGAAGUGGGAACGGAAAUGCAAAGUGCAAAUUAGUUACUCGGAAGACCCAUUGAAUGUUGGAGAGUACAUUAUAUGGUCCUUACAUUAUAUUGACGAAACCAAGUGUAGGAGAAAUCUGAUGGCUGCAUUUGAAGCAGCGGAAGAGGAAUCAAAUAAGAUCAAGUGAUUUUUGGUAUUACAUUUGAGUUCUAGCAUUUUUAUUUUAUAAAAAUAUAUUAUAAAUGCUAUAUUUGUCACAAAAUGCUGGUAUGGCCGGUUGAUUUCCGUUUUGCAAUUGCACAUUUUCAUAUACAUUUGCUAACCUUGUGAUAUGAUAGUUAUAUUUUUAUUUGUUACAGCAUUUAUUAUUUUAUGUAUUGUGUUCCUGAUAUAAGAAUAUCUUUACCUUUUGACAGAGCCCUAGGGUGUAUGAACUUGAUGUUAUUAUAGUAUGUUUGUCUUCCAAACUUGCUUCUAAAAAUUAAAAUAUUAUUAGUGGUAGCACCUUUACUAUUAUUAUUACUUUUAAGUUGACAUUAAGAUAAUAUGUUAUGAAAUAUGAAUAUUGUGAUGAUAAGGUGUAAAUAUUUCUUGUAUUGAUUCUGUUCAGCAGAUAGUUUUCGCAUAUAUUAAAAAAUAGAAGACAAUGUUGAUUCACAAUGUAAUAGUUUAUGUACUUCAACAGUUUUAUCUGUAAAAUGUAAGAUCUCUACUGUAUUUUAGUUAUCUCUUGUAGCCAUAUGACUGACUGAUUAUCAAGUAACGCGUAUUUUUAUAACUCAUGAAGUGCUUUGAACUGUUUCUCUUGUAAGUUCAUUUUUUUUUAGAUCUCUGAUGUUGGUGGUCAAAGUCAACUGUCAUUUUCAUUUAACAUCUUGUGAUUAAAGUUGAUUCCUUUGUAAAAUCAGUAAGCUGUUAGUUUUAUCACCACCAUUAUCUGGCCCCUAGCACACUAGAUGGAAAACUCACCCCUCAUUUAGUUUGUCAUAGUAACACUGUUUAUUUCGUCAUACCAUCAUUGUAAAUUGUAAUACAUUUCGAAAAUAGUUGGUUCACAGUAAUAGUGUUUCCUAAUCGUCGGCUUCUAGUCCGCUCUAUGGCUAGGCUAACUCCCAAAGUAUGACAGUGUGUCGGGUGUCUUACGAAUUCAAUUAAAAAAACCGGCCAAGAGCGUGUCGGGCCACGCUAGGUGUAGGGUUCCGUAGUUUUCCGAAUUUUUCUUAAAAACUACUGAACCUAUCAAGUUCAAAACAAUUUUCCUAGA